CCGGAUUUGAACCGGGGACCUCUUGAUCUGCAGUCAAAUGCUCUACCACUGAGCUAUACCCCCUUCUGAAAGAAGCUAACGACAUAUAAUAAUUUUAUUGUUUGACAAACGUUCGGGCAAGAAACAAAAAGGUGGGGUGGAGCAGUAUAUCUUUCAAAGCUACCUUCUACCGUACGUUUUGAAACUCCAAGCGCACAAGAUGGCGGAUAUGCAGUUCGACCAGCGUCCAGCUAAUGGCGCCGCGACACGGCCAUACGACAAAAGACGGACGGGUAAAAGUAUCGAACAUUACAUUAUCGAGAUACAUUUUAAGAACUUCUAAUUAUCUCCCGCUUGUUUACGUGGACUGCUGAACACUUCGGCUGCUUUAUCAUACCGUAAUUUACCAACUUUACCAAAUGUUAACUCACCCAUGACGUUUACUUUCUCUUAUUCCCCCCCCCCCCCCCAAAAUAAAUAAAAUUAGCUUAGCAGAGUGUGAUGUCACAGUUUUCAAAAUUGGUGGAAAGUCGACGGCCCCGCCUACUUGUGACGUUGCAGGCGUCUAUUAAAUGCGUGUGAGGAGCUCGCUCCAUUCAUCUUCCACCUCAUCUUCCACUUUUCUCUUUUUUGGGGGGAGGGAGAGAAUGAAUCCGCCGUGUGGGAGAUGCACCAAACCGGUUUACCCCACGGAGAAAAUCAACUGCCUUGAUAAGUACUGGCACAAAGGCUGUUUCAGCUGUGAUGUGUGCAAGAUGGCGCUGAGCAUGAACAACUACAAAGGCUUUGAAAAGCGGCCUUACUGCAGCAUGCACUAUCCCAAAACCUCCUUCACCAUCGUGGCCGACACCCCGGAGAACCUGCGCCUCAAGCAGCAGAGCAUGCUCAACAGCCAGGCCCUCUACAAGGAGGAAUUUGAGAAGAACAAGGGCAAAGGUUUCAGCGUGGUGGUGGACACUCCGGAGAUGCAGAGGCUGAAGAAGACACAAGAGCAGAUCAGUGACAUCAAGUAUCACGAGGACUUCGAGCGGAGCAAAGUACGAAGUGACGCGCCGCUCCCGGAAAAUAGAACCGUCGAGCCAAGCAGAUGCACAGAUGCGCCCUCCUGCUACUGUGGCGCCAUCUGGCGGAGAGAAGCGCUACCAGGCCAUGUACAGCUACACGGCGGCAGAAGCAGACGAGGUUUCCCUGCAGGAGGGCGACCUCAUCGGGGACGUGGAGCUCAUCGACGAGGGCUGGCUGUUUGGCAGCAACCAGCGCACGGGCCAGCGGGGCAUGCUGCCCGCAAAUUACGUGCGGCCUGUGUAAUGGCACAAAGAGGUCACUCACCUGUUAUCGCUACCUGGAAUCAGAAGUUUUCAAUCUUCACUUUCAGGAUCAGCGGUCAACCAUGUAUCCCACAGGGUGUCCUCCAGAUUACUGUAGGCUACAUUGGAUCGAUAGAAACAAACAAAAAAAAGCUGUUAUCAAAAUUGGUCUGUUUUGACAACACUACAAAGUGAUUUUAAAAAUAAAUAAAUAAAUCUCACCCCCCCCCCAAAAAAAAAACAA
This is a messenger RNA of Phycodurus eques (leafy seadragon), 1530 nucleotides long. RefSeq names its product LIM and SH3 domain protein 1-like. Gene Ontology annotation, cellular component: focal adhesion. Gene Ontology annotation, molecular function: actin filament binding. The transcript is spliced from 7 exons. The record is from RefSeq and is a predicted model, not a curated record. Lineage: Eukaryota; Metazoa; Chordata; Actinopteri; Syngnathiformes; Syngnathidae. Bases 552 to 1481 code for a protein of 309 amino acids.